Molecule: messenger RNA, 825 nt
Organism: Hydatigera taeniaeformis
Lineage: Eukaryota; Metazoa; Platyhelminthes; Cestoda; Cyclophyllidea; Taeniidae
Source: the annotation of a GenBank genome assembly
CCAAUUGAAGUUCGCGUUACGCCUCAUGAAAGGGUCUGUGAUUUUGGUACGCGUGUGGAACUAGAAUGUCUCGUUUCCGGCUAUCCACAUCAAAUAAUCUACUGGCUACACAACGCCAAACCUCUCAAACUGAUGUCCAAUCCCUCUUCUUCCUCCUCCUCAUCCUCCUCCAGUCGUCACAGCGUUCAGCGUCGCGAAACCAGUGGAGUUCAAACGGUUCGAGAACGGCUCAUAAUCAAUUCCUUUAGCUUGGAGGACGCGGGUGUCUAUCAGUGUGUUGCGGAAAGCACUCUAGCUGACGACGCAACCACACCGACUCCAAAAUCCACCCGCGGAUCAUCGUCAUCUUCUGCUGCUUCGACCUCUUCUGCGAUUGUUGCUGUGACUACAGCUGUUGCCAAGGUGACAAUGGCGACAGAGAAGAUGGAGGAGGGGAGAGUGUCAGUUGGAGAUCUCGUGGACAAUGCCCAGGACACCGCACAUUUGGUUAUGGGCAAAAUGAAGCCAAUGCGGGUUUUCCAGUCACCCUCUGCCCCCGAAGCGCUAACAUCGACAUCCCAGAUUCUUCUCUCCAGAUCCCAAGGCAAUUUGAAUGCUACACUUGAGUGUCGCUUUGCCGCCAAUCCACUGCCAACCAUUCGAUGGUUUCGAGACGACCUACCACUAAGCCACGAGGCGGAAAUAGCCGACGACAAAGGUGUGGUGGUGUCAGAGGUGGUUAAGGAUGCGCAUCGGCCCUACUCCUUAAUUACGCGUCUGCGGAUCAACUUGAGCCAGGUGAGAUUGCAGUACUGGCGGGGGGUCACUCACCCACCAUUUCUAUAA